AUGGCGCCGCAUUUUGUGUCUGCGUCAGUGCUGGAACGAGCUUCGUCACACGGCGCCGUUCUGGACCCGUCUGCGGGUGACCUGGGCCGCAGUUGCCGGGAGGUCAAGGCGGCGAUCAACGGAAGGUUGUCCGGACGAGGCGAAGUACGGCAAGCCGCCUCCCGUUGGUUCCAGUCCAAGUCUCACUUCCGGUCGCCCGGCGUGGUCGACUACGUGCUGGCCGACAUCGGCGAGACUGCGCUCCUCAUCCGCGCCCUGACCUGGGUGCAGCGGUCCUCGCAGGACCCGCGCGUAUGGAGCUUUGUGAAACAGUGUACCGAGUCCAUCCAUCCCGAGACACCAUCCACGGUGGCGCAAUUUGACAGCAACUGCGCCAAUGUGCACACGAACCUGUGCAUCCUUCUUGCUAUGCAGCGCGACGCGCCCCGUCUCCCUCACUCAGCCCUGGCACACGGCUCCAUAUUUUCGUUCUAUUCACUGAAACCACUCCCCGUCGGUACGCUCGCAAGUUCCCCGCAGGAAAGCGAGAUCCCUGGACAGAUCCUGGUGGCUGACCUUAAACGUUUCGUGGCCCAAGGCCAUACCCAUUCCAUUGCCACAGAGGAGCUCUCCGCGAUUUUGCAACGCUUGACGGGUUGGGAAGACGAUGCCGGCGGCCGUCACGAGAAAUCAAGACCCGCUCUGUGGCGAGCGACGAGCGUAUGGUACCAGGAAGCGUUACGGAUGAUGGUUCAGAUUGAGUCCGGAUUAAGGAGGCACCGAGGCCUCCGACUCUCGAUCUUCAGAGAGGCUGUUAAUCAAGGCAAGCUUGUGGUCGCGCCAAACAGGACGCUGGUACUUCAUGACGGCGAGACCACAGCCGCGGACCAUGAAGCGCUACUCCUGCAGUAUUUCCCGCAAGUCAUGCCCAGUGGCGACAACGAAUAUCUCAACAUGUUCUUUAUUUCCGCCGUCUCUUGGCUCCAGCUCCGAGAACCGUCGUCCGAUGACGCUUCUUGUUCUGCCAUCGAAGCCAUUUUAGAGAAGAUAAUCAUCGCCAUCGAGAGAACUCUCGGCGAGUACCACGACCGAAGGUACCCCAACGAUGUACCCCUCACACCCGAUCUAUUCCAAUGCUUGCUCAGUGGACUGUACCAUCUCGGUCGGUUCAGCCUACCGCCGCUCUGGCCCACACAAUUCCUACGGCUGCUGCAUACCCUCGAGAAAGCCUUCUACCAAGUACCCUUGCAAUCGCAGGGCGGCAGACUUAUUACCUGGAGACUGCAGAGUAUGCUCCAAGCUGCGCACGUGGGGCUUACGACAUGCAACGAGCCCGCCUGCAGGUGGAUGUCGCAUUCCUACGACGACAGUGCCGGCGCCCGCUUCACGGAAAGCCCUAUUCAGAGUCCGUUCCUCGGACCUAGCGACGGCAACGCCCACGUUUACAAACCAGCCGCGUUUGCCGCAUCUCCGCGCUCUACCAUGUCUCCUGCUUCAACUCUCACCGUUAUUGCCUCUUUCCCCGCGGAGUACCUCGAGUAUCUAGAGCUCUCAGCGAGAGAAGACGGCCGCAAGGCCUCGCACGACAGCGUUCCGGGCAUAGCGCCGCCGCCCGCUGUCGCGGGUGCGAACCAGAGCAGCGAUGACAAGGACGCGUCCCACUACGAUGGUGCGCACAAAAGCAGCGUCAGCCAGCCAGCGCCCUGCAAUGGUGGCUCGCAUACGAACAGCGUUGGCGAGGACGCGCUGCGCAGUGAUGUUGUGCUACUGGUCGAGCCUCCUAGGAGCUCGAGUGGAGGACCUCAUGCCGACGGGGUCGCCAUCAUUCCCGGUAGCGCCCCCGCCGCAUCUGCUGUGCACGAGCCCAUACUUCAAGAUUUGGAAGACGAGACGAUAACUCUGCGCGAGAUGCAGGCACCGAAGCUUCAGAGGAGAGGAGCACGAACUCCGAUAGCGCGUUCGAGGUCGGCGGAGACACGAGGGAAGUCAGGAUAA
Messenger RNA from Phanerochaete carnosa HHB-10118-sp, 1974 nucleotides. RefSeq lists its product as uncharacterized. Bases 1 to 1974 code for a protein of 657 amino acids. The record is from RefSeq and is a predicted model, not a curated record. NCBI's taxonomy places the organism in Eukaryota, Fungi, Basidiomycota, Agaricomycetes, Polyporales, Phanerochaetaceae. The transcript has 3 exons.